Messenger RNA from Paramecium octaurelia, 1380 nucleotides. The record is from the annotation of a GenBank genome assembly. NCBI's taxonomy places the organism in Eukaryota, Ciliophora, Oligohymenophorea, Peniculida, Parameciidae.
AUGAUGCUAAUUUUUGAAUUGAUAUCAUAUGAUAAGGAAAUACAAUGUUUAUUGAAAAUUUAAAUAAUUGCUUGCUAUAGUGACAAUAGGAAUACUUUCAAUUGCACCUUAUUUGGAUAACACCGAUAGAAAUCCUUGGUUCGAAGAUGAUACAUUUAUUGUAUCCGUCGAUGAUGGAAAAAUCAAUAGAAUUAGAAGGUCUGAUCCAGAUUGGAAACCUUAGUCAGAAUUUGAGUAUUUAAUAUGAGUGAACACUAUAGAGAGUACCAUGAACAAAUUUAUUAAGAGUAAGAGAGAUAGAGUAAAGAAUAAAUGAAGGAAUUUUUAGAAAGUACUGCAAAUGUAUGUACAAAUGGAAAAGAUCCAAGUUAAUUGAGCUUGUAAGCCUAUAUUAAUGAAUUCAUUGCAGGUCCAUGUCAACCUGCUAUCUUGGGAUUAUGAACUUGUAAUAGCAACAAUUUUACAAGUAAUAAUUUAUUCUAUAUGUAUACAGGUUAAAAUUGAUUGUGAAACAUUGUAAGCAAAAAGACCAGAUAUCUUCGAAAAUUGUGGUUGGUAAACAUGCAGUGCAUCUAAGUUUUGGUUAAAGAAAUCGAAUGAAGAAUAUAGAUUAUGGAUGAGAUCCAUAAAUAGUCCAUUUACAAUUGCAAUGAAAAUAAGAAAAGUAAAUGUUUUGGUGAUUUUAUUGAACUAUAUUAUGAUAAAUCAAAGAAGGAUCCAAAAGAGAGUUAUUCAGCUGCACCAGGCAUAUCUAUCACUUGGCAUGAGAAUACUCCUUAGUUUGCGGAUGCAGAAUGUGGAACUACAGCUAUCUAAGAACUUUCUACUGAUUAAAUCAUCAAAUCAUCAAUGUGUGACACUAAGGGAUAUCAUACAUUUUCUGACGCUUUAAAAAAUAUGGGAUACAUACCAGGUUUGAUAAAUGCAAGCUGCACCAUAUGAUUUUAGAAAAUCAAUUGUAGCUUCAGAAUCCCAAAAAUACAUCAUGAAAUCUAUUGAAACAUUCCAUAAGUUGACUGGCAAAACUACAUAUAUAUAUUUGGACAUUCCUUAGGAUCUUUGUAUGCAACUGAGGCAAUCUAUAAUAUGACACCAGAAGAAAAGUAAAAAGUAGCUGGUAUUGUUACUAUGGUCGGUCCACUAUUAUGGGCUACAAAAUCAUUCAAACCAUAAGUAGGAGGAGAUGAUUGUUACAUGUUUAAAGUUCUAUCCAUUGAUGCUGGCAUUAAUUGGUAUGCUCAAAGAAAGAUGUCAAGUACUUCCUCUAGUGUUGUUGAUCUUUAUCCUAAAGAUACUUAUUUUAGAUUUAGAUCAGAGACUUGGAUGCAACAAAUAUUAGAUAGAAUUAAAUGGGAUAUACUUUUAUUAGAUCAUAUUUGA